CGUCACUGUGUGAAAGCUCAACGGGCACGCCCCACCCACCACCACAGACCAAGUCCACCCCCGGCCAAGGACUCGCUACGCGUGUUUUUCGCAGUGUAUUUAAUAAAUAACUAACCAAACCAAACAAAACAGAAAAAAAACAAAAUGAGCAAGUUUGCUUGGGUUACCUUGACCACAAAUGACACGUACUCGCUGGGCGCCUUGGUGCUGGCACAUUCGCUGAAGCGAGCUGGUACCGCCCACCAGUUGGCGGUGCUGGUGACGCCCACCGUGUCGGAGGCGAUGCGGGACAGACUGAAGGACGUGUACAAUGUUGUACAAGAGGUUAAUGUACUCGACUCACAGGAUGCCGCCAACUUGGCGCUUCUCUCCCGCCCCGAACUGGGCGUCACCUUCACAAAGCUGCACUGCUGGCGUCUCGUGCAGUUCGAGAAGUGUGUCUUCCUCGAUGCAGAUACUUUGGUACUGAAAAACUGCGACGAGCUUUUUGAACGCGAUGAACUCUCGGCAGCUCCAGAUGUCAGCUGGCCCGAUUGCUUCAACUCCGGCGUGUUUGUAUUUAGACCCAACGUAGAGACCUUCAACAAGAUCACAGAUUACGCCGUACAGCACGGCAGCUUCGAUGGCGGAGAUCAAGGACUUUUGAAUCAAUAUUUUGCCGAUUGGGCGACCGCAGACAUUAAAAAGCAUUUGCCCUUUGUCUAUAAUGUGACUGCAUACGCUUCCUACUGCUAUUUGCCCGCAUUCAAACAGUUCAGAGAUAAAAUAAAGAUUUUGCAUUUUGCUGGCAAACUGAAGCCCUGGUUGAUACAGUUCAAUUCGGAAUCGAAAAUCGCAGCCACGCCCAGCGAUUACGCCCAUGCCCAGGAUCUUAUCCAACAGUGGUGGAAUAUCUUCUGUGAUAGUGUGCAUAAAUCGCUUAGCGAUAAUAUGCUAAUUGAAAAUAUGCCGGAAAGUGUUUCCAGUGAUAAAUGCGAUAGUCCUCCAAGCGUUCAACAAGAGUGUCUUUGCUUAAACAUAAUCACUCCAACGAGCUACACUGAAUAUCAAUACGAUAUGGAUAGCUAUUACCAACAUCAUUUGGAGCAAGAACAACAACAACUGCAACGACAGCAAUAUGUGCCAGAAGUGCGAGAAUAUCGUGAUCCUUGGGCAGAUUACUAUGAGCAAGCAGAGAGCCAAUGGAAUGCGUCUGAAUCGCAAAAUGAAUAUGAGAAUCAAAAUGAAAAUGAAAAUGAAUUUCCAACAAAUGCAAAUGCUGCCCAGAUUGAGAAUUCAUAUGAGGAGAGGUGGCAAGCGACGAGCCAGAGCGAUGCAAGCAGAAGUGACAGUCCCAGACCCACAUCACCACCACCACAACCACAAGCACCUCAACCACAAGCACCUCAACCACAAGCACCUCAACCAUCGCCACAAUUACCACCCACUGCCAAUGAAGUCUCCAUAGCAAUAGAUGUAAAUAUCAAUGUACAUGAAACUGAGCAAUCAUCCAAUACCACCCACCAAGAACAAUACGAACAACAUCCAGAACAACACCAACAACACCACCACCACCACCACCACCAGAACAGUACAAUACAAAGCACGUUACACCACAGUCAAGUCGAUGCAAAAGAGGAUGAAGAAAAAGUUGCCGAUGCAGAUGAGGCUGGUCUUGCCGGCGCCUUGUCUCAGCUGCAAAUUGGCGUUCAACGUACCCCAGAGCAGGAGCAUUACGAGAAUCUGAUGCGUCGCCAGUGCUGGGAAUCGGGACAGAUUGAUUAUUCGGGCGCCGAUUCGUUCGAUAACAUUUGGAAGAAGAUCACGCAGACGCUGGAGGCGAAGCCAGAGCCAAGUGCCGAUCAAGAUCAAACUGGUAGUUCAUAGAUACAACAACAAGCAGAACAAAACAAACUCACAAC
Drosophila innubila is the source of this 1901-nucleotide messenger RNA. It is a transcript of the gene Gyg, whose product is annotated as glycogenin-1. The transcript is spliced from 7 exons. Gene Ontology annotation, cellular component: cytoplasm. Lineage: Eukaryota; Metazoa; Arthropoda; Insecta; Diptera; Drosophilidae. Gene Ontology annotation, molecular function: glycosyltransferase activity. The record is from RefSeq and is a predicted model, not a curated record. Bases 145 to 1866 code for a protein of 573 amino acids.